AUGUUGAAGUCAACAUUUCUGCUCGGUCUCCUCGCCUACAGCCCUCCGAUCAACGCGAGCCCAGCUCGAACCCUUGCUCCUCGCCAAACUGGUUGGCCAUGGGGAUCAGGUGGUUUUCCUUGGGGCAGCAGCGGCUCAGGGGGUUCGACCUGCCAGUGGACUGGUCACUGCUUAGCCGGCCGCUGCGCCAACCCAACCGGCGGCGGGGCACAGCCCAACUUCCCUAUCCCGACCGGCCUCCCUGCUCAGCCUGGCUCUGGGUUUCCGAGCGGCUUUCCCACGGGUUUCCCCAGUUUUCCGACAGGCUGGCCUUGGGGCCCUGGUGGCAAUACAGGAGGUUCUACUCCUUGCGUGUGGGAGGGCCACUGUCUUGGCGACCCUUGUGAGACAGAGAACGACUGCGACGGCGACAUGUUCUGCCAGAACAGCCGCUGCACAAACCCGACGCCCACCAGCCUGCCGAACUUUCCCACUGCUCUACCUAGCUUCCCUGUUUUCACUCCUGGUUUUCCUGGUGGCGGCUUGACCACGAUUAUUAGGACAACCACAGUCUACGUCACGGCGACACCAAGCUCGACUCCCACUCCGACUAGCUGGACCUGUGUUUGGGAGGGCCACUGCCUUGGCGAUCCUUGCGAGACCGAGAUUGACUGCGACGGCCACUUGGCCUGCAGCGCUGGGAAGUGUGCUGAGCCAACAACAGAGCCGGCUCCCACAAGCGCCUGGACUUGCGUCUGGGAAGGUCACUGCCAUGGUAUUCCAGGAAAGCAAUUAAGUUAA
Molecule: messenger RNA, 780 nt
Organism: Thermochaetoides thermophila DSM 1495
Lineage: Eukaryota; Fungi; Ascomycota; Sordariomycetes; Sordariales; Chaetomiaceae
Exons: 4
Coding region: 1-780 (259 amino acids)
Source: RefSeq, a predicted model, not a curated record